GAUUAAUUACCAUCACAAUUACAAUUUCACGAUUAUAACCAGCCCAGGAAAAAAAAAUCACGACCAGAAAUGAAUUCACAUGUCACACCACCAGUUGUCUUAUCAGAUUUGCCCAGCAAAGGCGGAGAAUCAAACGACACAACAGCCGUUAUUUCAUCAGAACGAGAAAAUCUUGCGGGUGAUCAAGUAUUAGAAGCAAUCCCCGAUGGCGGGUAUGGCUGGCUAGUUCUCGCCGCUUGUUUCAUCCAUACAUUCUGGCUAAAUGCUUGGACCGGAUCAUGGGGCAUUCUUCAGGUUGCACUUCUGAAGACAACAUUGAAGGGAUCUUCGUCAAGCACUGUGUCAUUCAUCGGUUCUCUUGGCCUCGGAAUGUCAGUCGGCCUCAGUAUCGUCGCCAUUCCAAUCGCGAGAAAGAUUGGAGCCCGCUUGACAAGCCUGAUCGGGAUCAUCGUUUACGGUACUGGGCUUGUUGCAAGUGGAUUUGCCGUUCACAGUGUAGGCGGUAUGUUCGUGGCUUGUGGAGUUUCAUACGGGCUCAGCAUUGCGUUGUUAUACACCAUGACAAACAGUCUCCCUGUCCAAUGGUUCCACAAGAGACUUGGGGCUGCCAACGGAAUUGUGAAGCUGGGGGGAGGCAUCGGAGCUACAGUUAUGGCUCUUAUCACAGGGGUUCUGGUCGAAAAGCUCGGUGUGGUAUGGACCUUCCGCAUCAUGGGACUGCUGUCUCUUGUUACCGGUGUGCCAGCAGCUUUUCUUAUCCGAGAACGACAUCCAGCCGGCGGUAGCUUUAUCAUCGAUUGGUCUAUGUUCAAAGAUGCUUCGUUCUGUUAUUUACUCGCCUCUGGAGCAAUUGGAGUGUUCGCGGUGUAUGUGCCAUCCUUUUUCCUACCAUACGUAGGCAACUCCAUUGGCCUUUCGCAUUCCACUGUGUCAGGUGUUGUUGCUUGCUUCAAUGCUUCGAUGGCGAUCGGACGUCUUGGGUCGGGGUAUGCCUGCGACAGAUUUGGGGCACUCAACAUGAUGCUCUUGACAAUGGCGUUCAAUGCAAUCACCUUCUUUGCUAUAUGGUCCUUCUCUUCAACGCUAGCUAUUUUACUUGUCUUUUCUGUUUUGAACGGCAUAGCCAAUGGCGCAUUUUUCGUAACGCUACCAACAGCCAUUGCGAGACAUGUUGGAUCUAGUAGAGCAUCUGCAGCGAUCAGUGUUACUAUUACAGUAUGGGCACCAGGUUUGCUGCUCGGAAAUCCAAUCGCUGGGUUCCUCAUUGAUGCUACAGGGGCCGACAAAGGUACCUCGAUUUCGCUGUACAGACCUGCCAUAUUUUAUGCUGGAGGGGCUGCACUGAUUUCGACAGCUUUGGUAGUUGUCGUGCGAUGGAGGGUGUGCAGUGACGUUACAAAAAAGUUGUGAUAACAAAUACUUUCAAGUUGAAGUAUUCGCUCAAGGGCUGUUCAUCCGGACCUGGCAUGGUGGGAUAUUUUCGGUAGCAGGUAUGAUUGAACAUAUCAACCCUCAAGCUGUCCAAAGCCUACCCAAAUCCGAGUAUUUCAAAAUUAAAGCAGGCAUAUCAGCCAGAAGGCUUAGCUUGUUAUUAUUAAAAAGUGUGGUAUUGAAGUUCUCGACCGGCGUAAUAUUGACCUAUCGGGUGUGAGAACCUAUCGGUUCCGACUUCCUUACUACGGGGAACUCCUUUCGGAUUCCCUCUUAUAGAGUAGGUGCCUAUCGAUUCCAAGCGUUACCAAGAGCAGGGGUUGACUUGAGCCGUAGUGAAGGAUUUAUUGUGUUGU
This is a messenger RNA of Cadophora gregata, 1787 nucleotides long. RefSeq lists its product as uncharacterized. Gene Ontology annotation, molecular function: transmembrane transporter activity. The coding region runs from base 70 to 1410 and encodes 446 amino acids. Lineage: Eukaryota; Fungi; Ascomycota; Leotiomycetes; Helotiales; Ploettnerulaceae. The record is from RefSeq and is a predicted model, not a curated record. Gene Ontology annotation, cellular component: fungal-type vacuole membrane. The transcript is spliced from 3 exons. Gene Ontology annotation, biological process: transmembrane transport.